Messenger RNA from Striga hermonthica, 447 nucleotides. Lineage: Eukaryota; Viridiplantae; Streptophyta; Magnoliopsida; Lamiales; Orobanchaceae. The record is from the annotation of a GenBank genome assembly.
AUGGCGGAAUUACGAGGAUCAGCGGCGCCGCCGCAGAGGUCGCCGUGGCACUCGCCGGUGCCGUACCUUUUCGGCGGCCUGGCGGCGAUGCUCGGCCUCAUUGCCUUCGCGCUCCUCAUCCUGGCGUGCUCCUACUGGAAGCUCUCCGGCCGCAGUGACGGGGAGGAUCUCGAGGCCGGCGCCGCCGAGAAGGCGGAGCCGCCACCGCCGCCUGCGGCGGAGAUGGAAGAGAAAUUCCUGGUGAUCAUGGCGGGGCAGGACAGGCCGACCUUCCUGGCGACGCCGAUGUGGAGCCGAGCGUCGUCGUUUCGGAGCAAGAGCAGUUGGAGCAGCGGGGACAGUACGACGUCGUUCGGAGGGGGCUGUGAGGAAAAUAGUGGGGAAAUUGGUGAGCGAAUGGGAAAUAUGGGUGCACCUGGAUCGGGUGCAGUGGAUCAGGCGCACUAA